Sorghum bicolor (sorghum) is the source of this 1902-nucleotide messenger RNA. Its product is annotated as beta-glucuronosyltransferase GlcAT14B. The coding region runs from base 39 to 1520 and encodes 493 amino acids. Gene Ontology annotation, molecular function: glucuronosyltransferase activity. The transcript has 4 exons. Gene Ontology annotation, cellular component: membrane. NCBI's taxonomy places the organism in Eukaryota, Viridiplantae, Streptophyta, Magnoliopsida, Poales, Poaceae. The record is from RefSeq and is a predicted model, not a curated record.
UUUGUCGCCACGACACACGACACGGGUCCGAUGCCGCCAUGCUAGCAGUAGCACGACGAACCCAUAAAGAGCACGGCCCCGCCUUGCCGGCUUCUCCGGUCCCAGCUCCCGCUCCCGCCUUGCUCCAGCCUCCAACCCCGCUCACCAUGGAGGCCGCCGCCCCGUGCCCGCGCGCCCACCCCGUGGACCUCCGCUGGCUGCUCUCCGUGGCCGCCGGCGGCCUCUUCGCGCUGCUGCUCCUGCUGGCCACCUCCCCGUCGUUCCAGCUCCCCUCCUCCUCCGCCGCCACCUCCCGCCUCUUCCUCACCCCCGCGUCCCGCUCCUCCUCGGCGCGCCCCGCGCUGCCCCCGCUCUUCGUCGAGCCCGCGCUCUCCCGCCCGCCGCCCCCGCCCGCCGCGUCCCUCCCGCGCUUCGCCUACGUCAUCUCCGGGUCCGCCGGGGACGCCGGGAUGAUGCGGCGCUGCCUGCUGGCGCUGUACCACCCGAGGAACCGCUACGUGCUCCACCUGGACGCGCAGGCGCCCGACGCCGACCGCGCCGACCUCGCCGCUUUCGUCGCCGCGCACCCGGUGCUCGCCGCGGCGGGGAACGUGAAGGUGGUCGAGAAGGCCAACCUCGUCACCUACAGGGGACCCACCAUGGUGACCACCACGCUGCACGCCGCCGCGCUGCUCCUGUGGGGCGACGGCAGGGGACGCGGCGGCGCCGACUGGGACUGGUUCAUCAACCUCUCCGCCUCCGACUACCCGCUCGUCACGCAGGAUGAUUUGAUGCAUGUGUUCUCCAAGCUGCCGCGCGAUCUCAACUUCAUCGAUCACACGAGUAACAUCUCCUGGAAAGCGUUUGCGAGGGCGAUGCCGGUGAUCGUAGACCCGGCGUUGUACAUGAAGACAAAGGGCGACCUGGUCUGGAUGCCGGAGAGGCGGAGCUUGCCGACGGCAUUCAAGCUAUUCACUGGUUCGGCGUGGAUGGUGCUGUCCCGUCCGUUCGUGGAGUACCUGAUCUGGGGGUGGGACAACCUCCCGCGCACGCUGCUCAUGUACUACGCCAACUUCAUCUCCUCCCCGGAGGGCUACUUCCACACGGUGGCGUGCAACGCCGACAAGUUCCGCAACACGACGGUGAACAGCGACCUGCACUUCAUCUCCUGGGACAACCCGCCGAUGCAGCACCCGCACUACCUCACCGUCGCCGACUGGGACCGCAUGGUCGCCAGCGACGCGCCCUUCGCGCGCAAGUUCCUCAGGGACGACCCCGUGCUGGACCGCAUCGACGCCGAGAUCCUCGGGGGCCGGGGGCCCGGCAUGGUCGCGCCGGGAGGCUGGUGUCAGGCAGCAGCAGCUGCCGGCGCCGGCGGGGAGAACAGUAACGGGACCGACGACGACCCGUGCGCGGCGGUGGGGAACGCCGCGUUCCUAAGGCCCGGACCGGGUGCUGAGCGGCUGCAGAGGCUCGUCACGUCGCUGCUGUCGGAGGAGAACUUCCGGCCCAGGCAGUGCGUAGUAGAAGACGAGAAGUGAGCUGGGCUGGGCCGAGCGGGGACGAGCUGCUACUGCCGGUUGCCCACGUUCUGGCAGUGGCAGGCAUUUCAGCAGUUUUUUUUUUUGAAGUUAGGCGCUUCAGCAUUAGUAUAUUGCCUGGCGCAAUGGCAUACUCCAUAUCAGAAGCUCAUGUACAGUGCUGGAGCUGUGAUACUCUCAAGGCAGCGGCAUGUAGGUGAUACCGUACCUAAAAGAUGCAUGGUGGUAGGUACAUGAUGCUAUGUGCCGAGGUCCUCGGCGGUAUACACCCGAUACAUGCAUGCAUGUGCAGUACAGGACUACAGGGUAUGUACGAGUACGGGACGAAAAUUACCCCCCGGAUAUUCAUAUAUCUAUAUAUACUAUACGCCGUUUCUCCUUU